This is a messenger RNA of Gorilla gorilla gorilla (western lowland gorilla), 1507 nucleotides long. It is a transcript of the gene CLDN14, whose product is annotated as claudin 14. Gene Ontology annotation, cellular component: membrane; bicellular tight junction. The record is from RefSeq and is a predicted model, not a curated record. The transcript has a single exon. NCBI's taxonomy places the organism in Eukaryota, Metazoa, Chordata, Mammalia, Primates, Hominidae. Bases 466 to 1185 code for a protein of 239 amino acids. Gene Ontology annotation, molecular function: structural molecule activity.
CACACCUUAGCACUGUCAGUCCAAGGCAUGAAUAAUACAUGUUGAUUUAACAACUGUUAUUCCUGGUUACUGAUGAACCAGGAAGGACAGGAGAUGCCAAUGCAGCAGCAGUGCUCAAGGGUGGACAUAAGCAGAACUUCCGGCAGGUGGCUGGAACCCUUCCCUGAGGCCAGCGUCCAGCUGUCAUCCCUUCAGAUCCCGCCUUCCCAGGAAAGCAGUUACUCUCCCACCCAGUGAAGUCUCAGAAACUAUUUUUGAGAACAUGCUAAUUGCCACACCAACCGCCUAUGAAAAACUUGGUUUCGGUGACAGAAAUAAGUGCAUGAGAUAAUCUUUAACCCAUUUCCUUUCUCUCCCUGCUCCCGCCUCCCUUGGCUUCAUUAGGGCUCCGGCUGGCACCUGAGGAGCGGCGUGACCCCGAGGGCCCAGGGAGCUGCCUGGCUGGCCUAGGCAGGCAGCCGCACCAUGGCCAGCACGGCCGUGCAGCUCCUGGGCUUCCUGCUCAGCUUCCUGGGCAUGGUGGGCACGUUGAUCACCACCAUCCUGCCGCACUGGCGGAGGACGGCGCACGUGGGCACCAACAUCCUCACGGCCGUGUCCUACCUGAAAGGGCUCUGGAUGGAGUGUGUGUGGCACAGCACGGGCAUCUACCAGUGCCAGAUCUACCGAUCCCUGCUGGCGCUGCCCCAAGACCUCCAGGCUGCCCGUGCCCUCAUGGUCAUCUCCUGCCUGCUCUCGGGCAUAGCCUGCGCCUGCGCCGUCAUCGGGAUGAAGUGUACGCGCUGUGCCAAGGGCACACCCGCCAAGACCACCUUUGCCAUCCUCGGUGGCACCCUCUUCAUCCUGGCCGGCCUCCUGUGCAUGGUGGCCGUCUCCUGGACCACCAACGACGUGGUGCAGAGCUUCUACAACCCGCUGCUGCCCAGCGGCAUGAAGUUCGAGAUUGGCCAGGCCCUGUACCUGGGCUUCAUCUCCUCGUCCCUCUCGCUCAUUGGUGGCACCCUGCUUUGCCUGUCCUGCCAGGACGAGGCACCCUACAGGCCCUACCAGGCCCCGCCCAGGGCCACCAUGACCACUGCAAACACCGCACCUGCCUACCAGCCACCAGCUGCCUACAAAGACAAUCGGGCCCCCUCAGUGACCUCGGCCACGCACAGCGGGUACAGGCUGAACGACUACGUGUGAGUCCCCAUGGCCUGCUUCUCCCCUGGGCUGCUGUGGGCUGGGUCCCCGGCGGGACUGUCAAUGGAGGCAGGGGUUCCAGCACAAAGUUUACUUCUGGGCAAUUUUUGUAUCCAAGGAAAUAAUGUGAAUGCGAGGAAAUGUCUUUAGAGCACAGGGACAGAGGGGGAAAUAAGAGGAGAAAGCUCUCUAUACCAAAGACUGAAAAAAAAAAAUCCUGUCUGUUUUUGUAUUUAUUAUAUAUAUUUAUGUGGGCGAUUUGAUAACAAGUUUAAUAUAAAGUGACUUGGGAGUUUGGUCAGUGGGGUUGGUUUGUGAUCCAGGA